This is a messenger RNA of Doryrhamphus excisus (bluestripe pipefish), 8020 nucleotides long. The record is from RefSeq and is a predicted model, not a curated record. NCBI's taxonomy places the organism in Eukaryota, Metazoa, Chordata, Actinopteri, Syngnathiformes, Syngnathidae.
GUUUUUGGUCCCUUGGGGAGGCGCAGGAGUAGGAAGAAGAAGUAUCAACCAGUAAACCGUGAAGUGUGCUUUUCUUAAACAGCUGCCCCCCCCUACUUCCACCGCCAUCCCUGCCAAGGUCCCAACGCCUGCUCCCCAGGCCCCGAAGAGGAACCAGCGGCAUGAUGUCACACACCUGUUUGGCUGGAGGCUGCGGCCCGGCGACGCUCGCAGCCGUGGGUGUUGCAUUGGCACUCUCGCCAAUCCCCCCCACCCCCCCACUCACGCCCUGUGGAUGUGUCAAAAUGGCAGAUGAUGGUUGGGGUGUGUGCAGCUGCUUGGGAGGAGGAGAGCCAAGGGCGCUCAUUUCCUGCGCCGCAGACGGAGCACUCUCUGGUCAAGCUGUGGGUUCCCGCAGCCGGCGCAGGAGCUCACCGCAGCGUCUACCGGAGUCAGGUGAGUGGCACUCUGCGGCAAGCCGGACUGGAUCAGGACCGGAUCGGCAACGGAUUCAGUGAAACUCUUGGAAGGCAAAAGCAACAUCCUGAGUUGGUGAGGAGACAGCAGAGGUGCUGACACGCCGACAGGCAGGGGAUCCUGGGAAAAGCCACAGACAGGAAGAGCCUGACUGACUUUGACCCCGGAGGUCAAGGCUGGGGGCUCGGCAACUGAAAGAUGUUUCCAAGCCACACUCGCGCUAUCAUCAAGUUUUUUUUUUUUGCAGGAAGCAACUUCCAAAUGCGGUGAAAUAUGCAGGGAGACCCUUUUCAUUAUUUUAUUGCUGGCUCUUUUGUUUUGCUCGCCAUGACAUGAAAUGCGAUUUGGCCCUGAGCUAUAUUUGACUUAUUUGUGCGAGGGUCACUGUAUGUAAUUGCAUAGAGCUUAAGUCCACGUCCCAUUUCGACCAUGUGAAAACAGCUAUUUUCUUCGCUCUCAAGAUAUGCUGGGACUAAUAGAAUUAUCAUGUGGAGGCUAUAAAACUACACAAGCUCGUGUACCGUACGAGGGGCAUACCGGAAGGAACAAUUGAAAAAUGUUGACCGAAAAUGCACCGGUUAAACUAAAUAUUUAAACAAAAUAUAAACUAAAAUAUGAGAAAAAAAACGUAUCGUGAGAAUAACAUCAGCCAGUGGCUUGCAUAUGUCACCAACAGUGGUUUAAAAGUAUACAACAAAAAUCGAUAUUUUUCACAAAAACAAAUUAAACUGCUUAAACAUUGUACGUAACGUUCACACACACACAAAAAAAACAGUCACAGAAGAGCGACCGCCAAGUUGGAGUCAUCGUAUUGUUAUGUUAUGUUAGGCCGUACAUACACUUCUAGCUAAACUUUGCCAAAUCGCUAAAGCCAGCUGACAAUAAACAUAACCGCGUGUGAUCCGUCGACAUCACCUCUACGCUAAAGACUUUGUACGUAUAGAAAAAUAUUGCGAGACAAAGUCGGAAUGUCCUGUUAAGAAACUCAUAUAAUUUUACAACUUAAAAAUAAACAUUGGAAUAAUGUAGCAUAUUUGCAAAAUUAUAUUUUACUGCUAAGAGUCAUCAUUUUAAGAAAAAAGCCUUACAAAAUUGGGAGAGAAGGUCUUAUAAAAAAUAUUAAUAUAAUAAUGUAACAAGGUUGUCGUACUGUUAGGAAAUAGUAAAAAAAAAUAAAAGUUAAGAUACUCCAAAGGUUAUAAUAAUGAAGUAGGAAUAUUAUGGGAAUAAAAUUGUGAAUCAGCAAAAAAAAAAUUCUAAUGACUUAACUUAAAAGGAAGACUAAUAAAAAGGACUAAUAGAAUGUGUCACUUUAUCAUUUCCGCCAGAUUGUGACUUUUCCCCUCACAAUAUUACUACUUUAUUCUGUUCGAAUUACAGCGUUACUCUUGUAAAAUAUAUUAUUUUCAUAAUAUUCCAUGUUUAUCAUAAGAAAAUGCCAACCUCUUACUGGUAAAAUCUCAAUUGUGGUGAUUCAGACAUUAUUUGUGUAAUCCUGUGACUCCAUUCCUGUAGUGUCAUGCGAGUUCUAUUGAGAGCGGCGCUAAUGUCACACUCCUCCCUCUCUGACAAGUGUUUCGAAUUAGGCAGAUUGUAUCUUUUCUCUCUCUCGGGGUCUCCGAAGGCCUUUUAGAGUAAAACCAAAAGAUGGCGAGAGGAGAUUGUCCUGUAGCCAGUCUGGCACAAAGAGCCAUAAAUCAAGGCGUCCAUCGUUUGUCACCCUUCUGUCUCUGCAGCUCCUGGCCCGGACCCGCCGUGUACCAGUUCUGAAUCUUUCCGGCCCAAAUGUAUCCAUCAAGCCCCACCGAGUGGCUGCCAGCCACCGAGCCGCCCCGGCGAUCGAUGGGCGCGAUGUACCCUCCCUCUCGGCCUGUGCGCGGCUCUCCCUGCGUGGGAAGGGGACAGAGGGGGGAGAAGACAAGGCAGGCCUUCACAUGGUGGAGAGGCGCCUGUUGACCAGUUGGUGGUGCUCCUGUCACGGUGAAUUCGCACCAACACGCUCUUCUCUCUCUGCAAAGAUGUCUCUCCGAAAGUGGUCGUGACAGUGGGGGGGGAGACAUUUGACAGCUGCGCUCCUCGGGUUCAAAGGUCAUGUCAAGUCCUGGACGAGUCUCAAGUCUCCGCCAGACAUGCAGAGCCGGGAGGCCACCUUGUCGUAGGAGUUUGACACAGUGUCCAUUGUGGAACAGCUGUAAAACACAAAUUAUUAACUCCACAUGCCUGCGCCUUGUGAUGAACUGGAAUCCCAGAACAACCUUUGGAUUCCGGCCAGUCACCUUGGUGGGAGACGCUGAUUGAGAACAGGACUGUGGAUCCGGGUCAGCCAUUGUGCAUGCGCCCGCCGCCGAGGCCGAGAUACAUGACUAAUGCGAGGGUGUGGCGAGGCUGUUUGAAUGCAUUUAAUCUGCCGGGCCCCGCGGACGCAGCAGCUGCGGAAUGACACCGUGGAAAAACAUUUUUCAGGGCUUAUGCUGCCUAAUCUAAUGGAUUUGGGAAGGAGGAACAAUAUUCCGGACCUUUUUUCCGCCCUGAGGAACAAGCGAGAUGAUUUGUUGAGGGGCCCCGGGGAGCGAGCGCGCCUUGAAAACAGCUUAACGCAGAGCAAGAUGGGUCAAGAGGAACAAUUUCUUCAUUCUGACAGAUGGCUCCAAAAUGUAUUAGCGGAGAGGCCAACUGUCAAUCCGGCCGCCCAAAGCUCCAUCCAUCCUCUCUAAAGGCUCGCCGCCGUCCCUUUGGCCUCGCUCUGGAUCAAGUCCCCAUAAGACCCCCCCACCCCUCCACCCUCGACCCCGUUAGAGGUGCAUGAUGGGCGGCCCUGUCACUUCAAAUGGUUGCCCGGGUCCGGCGCGAGAGUCGCCCCUCACUGUCCGUCCUGGCUGCUCAGUACAAACAGGAUGAAGCAACCAAAAGCACCACGGACUUCCGUGGCAGUUGAGAAUAUUUCCAAGAGUGACGCAUCGUCACCACUCCCCCCCCCCCCCCCCGACCUCCAAAGAGAUAUCACAAAUGGCUGCCACUCCUCCCACGGCAACAUGAGAACGAGAUUAGGAGCACAGACAGGAAACAGGAAGACGACACAUGACUGAGCUCUGACAAUCACACACUACAGGAUGGACAGAGGGCAAAGGAGAUGAAGGAGCAGAAGGAGAGCCGCUGCACUCCAAAGACCAUCUCCUUGCUGAGUCCCCUGGGGAAGAUCCAAGUCAGCGGAUGUGAGAAUGGCGUGCACACCAUCCAGAUCCUAAUGGAUGUCGCACCUGCUGAAAGGAGCGGCGAGCCCCCCCUGAGCUGCUGCGUGGUCAACGGAGGCCCGGCGGAAACCGGCCCCGAGUUGCGACGCUGCGUGGAAUGGCUCCAGGCGUACUUCAACCAGCCGAGGAGCGCCGAGACUCUCCUCCUGCCGCCGCCGCCCGCCUUUCACCACCCCGCCCUGAGCGCAGAUACCUUCACCAGUCGCGUGCUGCACGUCCUGAUGAAAGACGUAAAAAUGGGGGAGACGGUCUCCUACAAGCGCCUGGCGGAGAUGGCGGGAAACCCCGCAGCGGCGCGGGCGGUGGGAGGAGCCAUGAGGAGGAACCCGAUUCCGCUCAUCAUCCCCUGCCACCGAGUCAUUUCUAGCAGCGGCCAGAGCGGCCCGUACAUGGGCGGCAGGGGCGACCACCUCAAACAAUGGCUCCUCGCCCACGAGAGGCGGCGCGAGGAGGGCUGACACGGCGGACGCCAACUGUCCAAGAAAACACACACAUACACACACGGUUAUGUGUAAAUAUUCAUAUUUUUAAAUCCAAGAAUAGAGGUGCUGCAUAGUUAAUGUAGUAACUGAGUUGUUGCCGAAUUAGAAUGUACAAAAAUAACUUAAACAGAAGAGUCGGAAUUACAAACAUAUGCUCCCGUGGGUCCCACGCUGCGUUUGCCAGAUAGUGCUGGAAUGCUUUUUCUAAAGCGUUAUUAUUCCCUUAAAAAUAUGUCUCUCGCAUUGUUGUUGUUGUUGUUUUUUUUUUUCCUGAGCAGAAUUAGUCUUUGUACCUCUCGUUGGCUUUUUAAUUUCCUGCCAAGCGAGUGCUUUGUUCGACAUCCAGUGAUAAAGGCUCAGAAAUUUGCGGCUCCAAAGCUUUGUAGUGGAGUAUUUGUUUUUGUCUCCAUUUAGAGCUCAUUGUUUGCUCGCGUCUUUACACCUUACGCCGUCUUAUGCAUUAUAUACGGCGCUUUAAGCUCCGCGCGCACGUGUCAAAUUACAGCCCUUUUUCAUCACCUUUAAUUGCAUUUACUAACAAUAAAUGAAAGUUGAAUUUCUGAUGAGGCUCCUCUCCGCGUCUUGUCUGUUUUGUCAGAGCUGCUCCGCUCCGGAGUGUUUUCCAUUAGAGGGCAGUACAGAACGGGGAAAAAAAAAAAACCCGACGUGCAAGAUUUCAACCUGGAAUUCAUCCUGCACGUUGCAGGCGUGACUUACAUGUUUAUGUCUUAUUUUAUUUCUCGCUUUUAAUCCCUUUUGAGGGGAAUUAUUUUAUCUGGGAAGGACCAUAUGGGGAAAGACGGGUAAAAUGUGUGUGUGUGUGUGUGUGUGUGUGUGGAUGGUUUGACAGAACACUUCCACUAGCCCCUUCCACCCUCCUUAAGGAUCUUUUGUUGCGUUGACGGUUUCAUUCUCUUCUCUCCUCCUAUUAAAUUCCUGAUUCUGCUCACUGUCUAAUGCAAUUCCGGAGUGACCCUGACAUGUCCAUAGUUAUUCCUCCUCUGUGCAGCCCAGGUAGCCUUAAUAAUCCACCCUCCCAAAAUAACCUCAGCUCUCUAACCUUUACUGAUCCAAUUCCUUCUGAAUACAUUUGAACUUUUUUUUUUUUUUUUUUGCUGCUGCAUUUUUGAAUUCCUCCUCCGACCGUCAGGCUCUCGCUGGCGCUGCCGUCGUCGGUAAGCGUGGAUGUGGAGACAGGCAGAUGAAGAAUGAGAGCCAGUCUGUGGUUUCACAGAGGGCUAAUGAUGCCUGUGGUGACUACAGGCUACAGUCAGCCCCCUAACGAAGGGAGUUGUGACACAGCCACAAGGGGUCCCAUUUAAGCCAGGCACACUCUGAAGUGCACUGUAAGCACCCUCCUUUUUUUUUUUUUUUUUUUUUGCUUGUGGCUAACUAAAUUCCACGGAAUGCUGCAAAUUUAGCAAACGAAGUUUGCUGCUGCUGUCUGGAGCAAAGUGAAAACAAGACCAGCAUCAAAGCAUCAGCCGUGUUGCCAGUAAUUGGCCCAGUAAUUGCUCAGGUACCCAAAGGCACUGCUUUUAUUUCAUAUUCUACACCUUUUUUUUAUUAUUACUUUGCUUACUUUUACAUGAUAUAUCGGUACUAGCAGCGUUAUUGUUAGUUUUAUAUCACAACUGACACAACACAACAAAGACUGACAGUUUUGUUGAUGUAUGCGUUUAUUAAAGACAUAUUUAUCAAACUUUUCAUUCAAAUAUGCAAUUCCCUGAGGGCGCAGUGACGUUAAGUACAGGAACAAUAACAUUAGACAUAAAAAAGAAUAAAUAAAAACUGCAUAAAACCAUGAAUUGUAGUAUCAAAACCUGUUGGCGACAAAACUACAGGACAAAGACCUUUGCACCACAAUCGCCAUAAACGACUGGAAUUGAAGCAUCACGUUUAUUUUCCCGUAUUUUACUCCACAAAGGAAUAACAGCAGAAGCAUGUAUGCCAUAUCAACGAUAUCAGGCAAUAUAUUUCUUUCAUGUAUCAUUAAUUAACCCUCAGGUGUGCCUUUCAUUUACUAACCUUUCAUGUCCAGGGAGGACCAAAAAAAAGUCCUCUCCCGUAAAAUGUUUUAUUUCUAAUCAGUCCUAAAAAAAAAAAAAUGGCAUAAGAAGACAUGAUGCUCUUUAAUGUUUUUUUUCUGUGUGGAUAAGGAAUAAUAUAUGUUUUUGUUGGGAUGAGGUUGGAAUCUGGGUGGUUACGGGGGUGGGACUAGAUAAGUUUUGACUUCUUCCCACUCCUUUCGGAACAUGUGUACAUUUAUAUAUGUUACAUUUAUGUAUUUUUAUUUGUAUUGAUUUUGGUUGGUUUGUUGUGGUUUGGAUGUUUUUUUUAUGUUCGGAAUAAACUAAACUAAACUAAUGCACUUGGAAAGCCAGCAUUUUUGGAAAUGCUGCCAAUGUUCGACAGUAUGAAUUGCAUGUCUCAAACGACAAUUCCACAACUUUACAACAAUGAAAUAUGAUACUAUUGUGUUGUUAUGAUAUUUAUUUAUUAUCCAAACAAAAGUGCUUCAUUUGGUCUCCGAAAAUGUUGACAACAAUAUUGGUUAGCGUCAAUUUACGAGACGAUAAACAUUACGAAAUGCACCUGUUUUGUUUUGUAAGGCAGUAAAAUACAUUUGUCCAAUCAUGUUUUUUUUUACUUGAAAAGUUCAUGUUUCAUGAAAUGAUUUAUUUUAUUUCGAAAUGUGUGUGUAUAUAUAUAUAUAUAUAUAUAUACUAUAGUAUAUACUAUAUAUACUAUGUAUUUUUAUUGAUUUUGGUUGUUUUUUUGUGCUUUGGAUGUUUUUUAUGUUCAAAAUAAACUAAACUAAUGCAAUUGGAAAGCCAGCAUUUCUAGAAAUGCUGCCAAUGUUCGACAGUAUGAAUUACAUAUGAGGAAAUGCAUGUCUCAAACGACGAUUCCACAACUUUACAACAAUGAAAGAUGAUACUAUUGCAUUGUUAUGAUAUUUAUUUAUUAUCAAAACAAAAGUGCUUUAUUUGGUCUCCGAAAAUGUUGACAACAAUAUUGGUUAGCGUCAAUUUACGGGACAAUAAACAUUACGAAAUGCACCUGUUUUGUUUUGUAAGGCAGUAAAAUACGUUUGUCCAGUCAUGUUUUUUUUUUUUACUUGAAAAGUUCAUUAUUUUAAAAGUUUUAUUAUUUAUUUCGAAAUGUGUACUAUGUAUUUUUAUUUUUAUUGAUUUUGGUUGUUUUUUUGUGCUUUGAAUGUUUUUUUUAUGUUUGAAAUAAACUAAACUAAACUAAUGCAAUUGGAAAGCCAGCAUUUCUGGAAAUGCUGCCAAUGUUCGACAGUAUGAAUUACAUAUGAGGAAAUGCAUGUCUCAAACGACGAUUCCACAACUUUACAACAAUGAAAGAUGAUACUAUUGCGUUGUUAUGAUAUUUAUUUAUUAUUAAAACAAAAGUGGUUUAUUUGGUCUCCGAAAAUGUUGACAACAUUAUUGUUUAACGUCAAUUUAUGGGACAUUAAACAUUACAAAAUGAACCUGCAUUAUUUUGUCAGGCAGUAAAAUAUGUUUGUCGAGUCAUGUUUUUUUACUUGAAAAGUUCAUGGUUCAUUAUUAUUUAUUGUCUUAUUAUUAUUUAUUUCGAACAUAUGUACAUUUAAAUAUACUAUGUAUUUUUAUUUGUAUUGAUUUUGGUUGGUUUGUUGUGGUUUGGAUGUUUUUUUUAUGUUCGAAAUAAACUGAACUGAACUAAUGCAAUUGGAAAGCCAGCAUUUCUAGAAAUGCUGCCAAUGUUCGACAGUAUAAAUUACAUGUGAGGAAAUACAUGUUUCUAAUGACAAUUCCACAACUUGACAACAAUGAAAGAUGA